GCACAAAGCACUCUGGACACAUUCUUCUCAUCAACAUCCCUGCUCUCUUUAUCUUGCCUCGCCUCCUCUCCUUCCUUCACCUGCUGGACUCUGAGCUGAGCAGGUACAUCUGCCAACCUGAGCCACGCCAAACCCGAGCUAGACCAACCAGUCACUAUGGAUAUUUCCAUCCAGCACCCUUGGUUCAGACGCGCCAUGAGCUCCGUCUACCCUGCCCGACUCUUUGACCAGUUUUUUGGAGAGGGAAUGUUCGACUACGACUUCUUCCCCUACACCACCUCUUCCAUCAGCCCCUAUUACAGACAGUCGCUGUUUCGCAACUUUUUGGAUUCUUCCAACUCCGGCACCUCUGAGGUGAGGUCCGACAGGGAUAAGUACACAGUCUACCUGGACGUCAAGCACUUCUCUCCUGAUGAGCUCAGUGUGAAGGUCACUGAUGACUACGUGGAGAUCCAGGGCAAGCACGGAGAAAGACAGGAUGACCACGGUUACAUCUCUCGCGAGUUUCACCGCCGCUACCGCCUCCCCUCCAGUGUUGACCAAUCAGCAAUCAGCUGCUCCCUGUCUACCGAUGGUCUGCUGACUCUGACCGGGCCAAAGGUCAGCGGGGGGAGCGAAUCCGGCCGCAGCGAGCGCAACAUCCCCGUCACCCGCGACGACAAGCCCAAUGCUGCCGCGUCCUCCUAGAGGCCAAGUGGCGGGGGUUGACCAGGGCUACACCCUGCAUCGACUGGGAUGGACGACCACAGAAUCUCUAUCCUCCACCCAUUGGCUUCUUCUUCUCCCAUACCCUUAGAGGAUAUCUGUGUCCUCCUUGCUUCACUUUCUCCUCUGUUGAUUCUUCUUGGCACACUCUUACAGUGUUAUUAGUAUCAUUGUUUUGAGCUUAACAAAUCUCUCCCCAUGAGGAUGGUUAAGCUGGAGUUUUUAAGGAGCAAACUCAUCUAAGGACGAGACAUUCUCACGACCUGGCACUCAAUUCUGCUGGUUGUUGUUGAUCUGCGUCAGAGCGAGUCCUCUGACGAUACAGAUGGUUGGGGUUAAGCUUGGAGGUAAAUGUCACACAUGUCUUGUCCCAGAUUUUCCAUCAGUGAAGUUCUCUGAGGCCCUGGCUGCUUCCAUUCUCGUGCUGACUCUUUGAACCCUCUCCUCUCGUCUUAAAUAUAUCCUGUACUGUAGUCUAGGCCUUGUUCAAUGGAUACCUGCUCAUUACUGAGAAGUCCAUACUAAAGAAACAUACAAUAAAUCUGUAUAAUUAACCAAAGGCAA
This is a messenger RNA of Sebastes umbrosus (honeycomb rockfish), 1269 nucleotides long. RefSeq names its product crystallin, alpha A (gene cryaa). The record is from RefSeq and is a predicted model, not a curated record. Gene Ontology annotation, biological process: lens development in camera-type eye; protein refolding; response to heat. The transcript has 3 exons. Bases 157 to 687 code for a protein of 176 amino acids. Gene Ontology annotation, molecular function: protein folding chaperone; structural constituent of eye lens. Lineage: Eukaryota; Metazoa; Chordata; Actinopteri; Perciformes; Sebastidae.